Leptinotarsa decemlineata (Colorado potato beetle) is the source of this 7878-nucleotide messenger RNA. It is a transcript of the gene sdk, whose product is annotated as sidekick cell adhesion molecule. Gene Ontology annotation, molecular function: protein binding. Lineage: Eukaryota; Metazoa; Arthropoda; Insecta; Coleoptera; Chrysomelidae. Gene Ontology annotation, biological process: cell-cell adhesion. The record is from RefSeq and is a predicted model, not a curated record.
CAACGGAUCCUUUUUACAAAAUAAUAUCGGCGAAACUAGAAGAUGGCGGGAGCUACAGGUGUAUAGCUGCGAACAAAAUAGGAUCAAUACUUAGCGAAGAAAUCAAAAUUGUAGUGGCAUAUAUGGGAAUAUUCGAAGAUCAAAGCGAGAGAUCUCUAUCAGUCAAAGAAGGCGAUGCCGCCAUCUUAGAUUUGCCAGAAAUCGAAUCAACACCACCGCCGGACGUCACGUGGCAAACCGAUGAAGGUAUUACGCCAUAUGGACAAAAAUACGCUUAUUCGAAAAACAAUCAGCUGAUUAUUUUAUCGACCGAACCUUCAGACGAGAAAGCAUAUAGAGCUCGGGCAAUCAACUCUCAAGAAGGUAAGGAAGAAAACAGCGCCUUCAUAAGACUGACGAUAGAAAAAACAAACGACGACAAAGAGAUAGCUCCCGAAAUAAUAAUAGGCCCAGAAGACUUACAGAUAGUGAAGGGGACACCUCAAACGACAAUAGACUGCAUAGCAAACGCGCGGCCUGUAUACGAACUAGAAACAUUAUGGUUCAAAGAUGGAAUACCGAUCGAAAGUACUGGAAUAUUGUACUCCUUCAACGACAUUUGGAACAGGAGCGUCAUCUUGGCUUCGGUCAAUACCACGUACAGCGGACAAUACGAGUGCCAGGUUAACUUAAGGUCUGGAGGAUUUCCCACUGUGAAAGCAUCUGCUCAAAUAGAAGUGCUAGAAAAACCUAGAUUUUUCACUAAUUCGAAACCAGAGACUCUUGGGGAUUACGCCAAUUCCAUCAGCUUACCGUGUGAUGUCCUGGGGAUUCCGAAGCCGAACAUCACUUGGUACAAGAACUCUGAGGAGAUCGAUCUCGCUGACAAAAGGUAUGUGUUACAAGAGGACAAUUCGCUGUUGAUUAAAAAACUGUUGAUUAGCGAUAAUGGAAUGUACCAGUGCUUUGCAAGAAAUGAAGCUGGAGAAAGCUCGUUGUCAACUUGGCUGAAGGUUAAAACUGCGCAACCUGUAAUGGAAUAUGGACCCUCGAACAUGACAGUACUUGAUGGAAAUGACGCCACUCUGAGCUGUAGGGCGGUUGGGGCGCCGCUCCCAAACACCACGUGGAUACAUAACGUUCGUACACAAAUAAUUCAACCACCUGUGGAUACAAGGGUUCUUUUGGGGCAAACAGCUACACUGCAAUGUAAAAUAUCUUCUGAUCCAGCUGUACCUUACCAGCUGGACUGGUUUCGUGACAAGCAGAUGAUAAAUCCAAGAGGAAGUCAGAGGAUUCGGAUUCUGAGUGAUGGUACUUUAGAAAUCGAAGCGGUGAGAGCUUCUGAUGUCGGACACUAUACUUGUUCGGUUCAGUCUCCAGGAGGCAAUGAAACCAGGUCAUCAAAACUAUCAGUCAUCGAACUACCCUUUUCUCCUACCAACGUGAAAGCUGAGAGAUUGGACACUGGACAACAGAGAGCUGUCAACGUCAGCUGGACGCCGGGGUUUGAUGGAAAUAGUCCUAUAAAAAAAUAUAUUAUACAAAAAAGAGAGAUUCCGGAAUUGGUCCCGCCUAUUGCAGGUCCAAUACCAGAUCCGCUAUUGAACUGGGUGACAGAAUUGAGUAACGUUUCCAUGGAGCAACGAUGGGUUUUGCUGACUAACCUCAAGGCAGCAGCGGCUUACCAGUUCAGGGUGAGCGCCGUUAACAGCGUAGGUGAAGGACCUGCUUCUGAUCCUAGCAAUCAGGUUAUGUUGCCACAAGAAGCUCCCUCUGGACCACCUGUGGGAUUUGUUGGAUCAGCCAGAAGUUCAUCCGAAAUUAUAACACAGUGGCAGCCUCCUUUAGAGGAACAUCGGAACGGCCAAAUUUUAGGUUAUAUUAUCCGAUAUCGGUUAUACGGUUACAACGAAAGCCCGUGGACGAUCAGAAAUAUAACAAACGAGGCUCAACGAAAUUAUCUAAUAACAGAUCUCAUCACAUGGAAAGACUACAUCGUGCAGAUCGCGGCUUACAACAAUAAAGGCGUAGGGGUGUUCACAGAUGGAGCCAAAAUUAAAACGAAAGAAGGCGUUCCUGAAUCCCCACCCAUCAUUCGGAAAGUCGAACCGUUGAAUUCCACCUCUAUUCAGAUUUGGUGGAUUCCUCCCGAUCCACAAAAAAUCAACGGGAUCAAUCAGGGCUAUAAAAUACAGGCUUGGCAGUGGCAUCCCACUAGGGGUCAUCUUGAGGCCAGCAUGAUGACGGUGCAUCCAAAUUUGUUGGAUCCGUAUGCUGAACAAACGGCAGUCAUGACUCAUUUACAAAAAUUCACAGAGUAUAAUAUCACAGUCGUUUGUUUUACCGACCCAGGAGAUGGCGAAAUGAGCGAUUAUCAUCAAGUAAAAACAAAGGAAGAUGUUCCCGAUGAAGUAUCCAACCUUCAGUUUGACGAAAUCAGCGAUAGAGCUGUAAAAGUUCUGUGGAAACCUCCAAAGAGAAUAAAUGGUAUCUUAACCCGGUACCAGCUGACGUAUAUGAUCAAAGACGAACCACAAACGAUCCGGGUGAAAAACUUCACGGCGAAUACUCAUAGUACCAAAAUUACGGAUUUGCGAGCGACGACUCAUUAUCGAUUCGACGUCACCGCAUGGACCGACGUCGGUCCUGGUCCACCCAAGAUAGCUAUAAUACAAUCUGGAGUAGAACCUGUAUUGCCGCAUCCACCCUCCAAGUUAGCAUUGUCCAAUAUUGAAGCCUUUUCUGUCGUUUUGCAAUUUACUCCUGGAUUCGAUGGUAACUCGUCUAUCACUAAAUGGACGGUGGAAGCGCAAACUGCAAGGAACGCCACCUGGUUUAUCGUAUAUGAAAUUAAUGAUCCCGAUGCGACUACCAUAACGGUAACAGGACUCGUACCAUUCACCUUGUACAGAUUGAGACUGAUCGCUAAUAAUGUUGUUGGUCGUUCAAAUCCAUCAGAAGCUACCAAGGAGUUUCAGACGAUCCAGGCCCCUCCUGCACAUCCGCCAAAGAAUGUUACUGUAAGAGCGAUGAGUGCCACAGAAUUGCGAGUCAGAUGGAUACCUUUGCAACAAAUCGAAUGGUUUGGGAAUCCCAGAGGUUAUAAUAUCACUUAUACUGAAAUGAGAACCGGAUUUGCUCAUAGUUCCACCAUAGAAGACCAUACCGCUAAUUCUCAUAUAAUAAUCAGCUUGGAAGAAUAUGCUCUCUAUGAAAUAAAAAUGCAAGCUUGUAACGAUGUCGGAUGCUCUGCUCCAGGUCCUACAGCGCUAGAGAGAACAAGAGAAUCAGUACCUUCAUUUGGUCCUAUGAACAUCGAAGCAAACGCGACCUCUUCAACAACUAUAGUCGUCAGAUGGGGCGAUGUUCCGAAAGAACACCAGAAUGGUUUGAUCGAAGGGUUCAAGGUAUUCUACACAGCUGGAGUAAAAUCUCCCGUUCAGUAUAAACAAAUUCCGAGUAAUUCAACAUUCACAACGACACUGACGGAGCUACGAAAGUUUGUGACAUAUCACAUUCAGGUGCUUGCUUAUACCAGAUUGGGUGACGGUGAACCAAGCACUCCAGCUGUGAGAGUUAGAACGCAUGAAGAUGUUCCCGGUGCUCCGUCCAACGUUUCAUUCCCAGACGUUUCAUUCACAACUGCAAGAAUAAUCUGGGACGUUCCUGAAGAGCCGAACGGAGAAAUAUUGGCAUACAAAGUCACCUACCACAUAGAGAAUGCCAAAGUCAACAGCAAAUCCUCCAAAGAAUUCCUUCCUUCUGACAGAACGUUUCGGUUCAUUCAGCUCGACGCAGAAAAGUACUACAUGUUCUCAGUAACUGCCCAAACUCGUUUGGGGUGGGGCAAAACCGCACACGCGUUGGUAUUCACCACCAACAAUCGCGAAAUACCGCAACCGCCAUCUUUACCUCAGAUAAGUCUCAGCCAAGUUCAGAGCAAGCAGAUAACCUUCAACUGGACACCUGGCAGGGAUGGAUUCGCCCCUCUGAGGUACUAUACAGUACAGAAAAUGGAAAACGGCGGCCCAUGGCAGUCGUUGCCUGAGAGAGUCGAUCCGAGUCGAGACUCUUAUACGGUAUCCGACUUGAAACCUUUUACUCGGUACAGGUUUCGUAUUCAAGCGACCAACGAUAUCGGUCCGAGUCGAUUCAGUCCGGAAUCCAUUGAGGUUCAGACACAUUCUGCCGCACCUAGCAAGAGUAUCACGGGACUUAAAGCAGUACCAAUCACCACCACAAGUGUUGAAGUAUUUUGGGAGCCAGUCGAGGAGCAGUAUUGGAGUGGUGAUACCAAAACAGGAGGUUACAGAGUAGUGUUUCAGCCAGUUUCUGAUUUCCCUACAGCACUUCAAGUCACUCCAAAAGAAGAAAUCAUGGGUAUCAAUGCUAGCAAAAUGGUACUGAGUGAAUUGCUGCAAGACAGAAAUUAUGAAAUCGUGGUAGUGCCAUUUAAUGCUCAAGGAGAAGGACCAGCCAGUCCCCCUAUAACUGUCUAUAUUGGGGAGGCGGUUCCUACAGGGGAACCCAGAAGCUUACAAGGAGAGCCGGUAUCAUCGACAGAAGUGAGGUUGAGAUGGAAACCACCCCAACAGCAAAUGCAAAAUGGAGAACUAUUGGGUUACAAAAUUUUUUAUCUCGUUCUCAACUCGCCCCAGGAACUGGAGGAGGGGAAGAAAUGGGAGGAAGAAAUUGAAGUGGUUCCAGCAUCUACCACGUCGCACAGUUUGGUAUUUCUCGACAAAUAUACCGAGUACAAAAUUCAGAUUCUAGCUUUCAAUCCUGCUGGAGAUGGACCCAGGUCGCAGAUGAUUAAAGUGAAAACUCUACAAGGUCUCCCCAGUGCUCCUGCGAAUCUUAGGUUCACGGACAUAACCAUGAACAGUUUGGUAGUGGCUUGGGAUCCACCGAAGAAGAGGAAUGGAGAUAUUUUGGGUUAUAUAGUUACAUACGAAACUACAGAGGAGAAUGAACGUUACAGCAAGCAAGUUAAGCAAAAAGUUACCUCAACAUACCUCCAAGUCCAAAGUUUGGAAGAAGAAGUUACAUACACUUUUAGAGUAAAAGCGCAGACCAUAGAUUACGGACCUCCAACUUCCAGUAACGUUACGACUGGUCCCCAAGAAGGAUCUCCCGGCACCCCCAAAGAACUGAGCUUGGUCAAGACUUUGUCGAGUGUUGAACUCAGGUGGUUUAACGGCCCCACAGGAAAAGGACCCAUUCUCGGAUAUUACAUCGAAUCUCGCAGAAAAGACGACACCAGAUGGCAAACUGUUAGCAAGACUACCAACGGGCCCUUACAAGAAUUCACUGUGUUAUACCAAAGUUUACUGCCGUCGACGUCUUAUAAGUUUCGAGUAAUUUCUUACAACAAAUUUGGCAUCAGCUAUCCUGCGUAUUCGGACGAAUCGGUUUUGACGCCAUCCAAGCUCUACAUGGAGUACGGAUAUCUACAGCAUACACCGUUUUACCGUCAGACGUGGUUUAUGGUUACGUUAGCUGCUACUUCUAUAGUGAUAAUUAUUAUGAUUAUUGCCAUCCUGUGCGUGAAAAGCAAGAGUUACAAGUAUAAACAAGAGGCUCAGAAAACUCUGGAAGAAUCAAUGGCGAUGUCGAUGGGCGAUCACCAGGAAAUGAACUAUUUCCACCCCAGGAACGGUACCUCCACCAUGAACUCGUUGGGAACGGUAACUAAGAAGAGCACUUUAUCGAAGAAACCCACCCAGCACCAACCACCUCCGAUCGUUGGAAAAUCUCCACCGAGGCCGUCACCAGCGUCGGUUCCCUACAAUUCGGACGAGGAGAGUUUGAAAGGAUACGACGAGAAUCCUGAUGACAGCAGCGUUACGGAGAAACCUUCAGAAAUGAGUUCGUCGGAUUCACAGGGUUCCGAAAGCGAAAACGAAAGCGUCCGUUCGGACCCCCACUCCUUCGUCAACCACUACGCCAACGUCAACGACACCUUGCGGCAGUCGUGGAAACGACAAAAACCGGUUAGGAACUAUUCAAGUUACACGGAUUCCGAACCAGAGGGCAGUGCCGUCGUGAGUUUGAACGGCGGGCAAAUAAUAAUGAACAAUAUGGCGAGAUCGAGGGCCCCGCUGCCUGGCUUCUCGUCUUUUGUAUAAUAAAAUGUGUCAUAGCUGUAAAUUGAAAAUUUGAUAAUAUCGCGCUGAAUUUCUUUCUGCGAAUGUGAUCUACUUAUUUAAUUUUUAUCGAUAGUGUUAUUCGAUGUAUAUAUUAUGAUUACGCGUUUCGGCAGCUUGGCAGGAAUCCAUAUAAUAAUAAUUGAUAUCUGUUCCAUUCGUUGUGUGAAAAAUAGUGGGCAGGUCAUACCUGAUUAGACGAACAUGAAAAAAUACAUUGUUCUCAAAAUUUACUGUAAAAAUAAUAUUUUCAUUGAAUCUUAGUAAAAAUGCCCUUUAAAGAGUUUACAUUCCGAAAUGAGUAGCAGACGUGCUGAUUACCAUAUUAAGUUGCUAAAUUACAUAUAUAACAUAACCUCAAGUUAUGAAUUUUCAAUUUCUUGUAUCUAAAUUUUAAUAAUAAUCGUUGCUAAAGUUUUAAUAAGGGAGGCAAAAAAAAAUUGGUAUUUGAAUACUCGGGAAAUGUUCUUUUUAUAUAUUAUAUUUGUAUUUUAUUUUACAAAGAAUUUUAAUUCACUUUCAUUGGCCUUGAGCAAGUUCAAAAGUGAGAUUUGAAGAAGUAAUAAAUACUCAUGAGGAUAACUUUUAUAAAUUACUCUAAAUGAUCAAUUUGCACUUUUUCUGGUUGAAAUAUCACAGUGUUUUUUUAAUAUGUUUGAAAGUAUCAACCAAUUCCACCAUAUAAAUUUCAGUUCAUUUACACUGAACAUCGAUUGUUAGUAACUGCUAGUUCAUAUAAAAAAUCCAAUCACUGUCACUCAUAAAAACAACAAAAAGACGGAUAAUAAUUUGACAGGCAGGAUAUAUUAUAUUCAGUAAGUAUAUUAUAACAGUAUGAAUUGUAGUGUGACUAUUUAUAUUUGAUGAAGUGAAACAUCAGUUUUUGAAGUAAAAUUUACUGGUGAGGUAACUUUUACUAUUACCUUAGAUAACCAAUUGCCAUUUUUCUGGAGUAAUUAUGAUUUAUAAAUGUUGCACAUUAUCAGAAAUGAACUGGGCUGUUUUUAUUGACUGCUAAACUAUAAAGUAUUGAUAUUUUUGCUAAUUGAUCAUUACUUCUUAGUAGAGAAUUUUAAAAGUAAGAUAAUUUUCAUAAUUUACUUCAAAUAAUAAUUAUAAUAUGUCUUAAGAAAUAGCAAUGAUUAGAUAACAACUUUCUCAACUUUUAACCAUCCUGAUUGUUGCAUGGCUAAAAAUAUAUGAUCAUAACUAGUUUCUAUUUCUUCCUAGUUUAAUUUUUAUUCCUACACAUUACAGUUAGUGUUCAAUAGCCAGGUUAGUUAUCUUCAGCUACAUUCCUUGAAAAACGUUUUAUCUUUUUCGUUUUUCUUCCUACUGCUAUGAGAAUUUGUACUCAUUGAUUCAAAUAAAUUAUUCUCUCAAUAUCCUAUUACUUAUUUUAUCAUUGAAUGAUUUUAUGUGUUCUCUCCACAUAAAUUUUUUUUCUUUCAACUUCUCCUAAUUAUCUCAUUCCAUAUACAUAUCACACUCAUCCUAUCAAUGGAUUUUUAUCUAAUUGGCAUAUUUGUGAAGUUGUAGAAGUUCAUAGAUGCAUUAUUGCCCUAAUUAUUUGUUUAAUUUACUUUUCAUCAAGAAACAUUAUCUGUUUUUACGUAACUUUUCGUAUUUGAUAGUUUAGACUAUAAAACGAGAGCUAGGGAUUCAGUUGAUUCUUAUCUCAAAGUUCCUGAAGCCAAAAUCUUCCUCCGCCUUCGGAAUUGGAAAAAAUCAAAUAUGUUUUGUAGAUUUA